AUUUUUUUUUUUCUUUUCUUCGUUUUGUCUCUUCUGCUCUGUUCUUCCUUAUCAUAAAGAUUUGACCUUUUUCAUGUUUGAAGAGACGAAGAAGAACAAGUUGAUGGAUUUUGGGUUUUUUCCUGGUGAUUUGAGACAACGAGGUUCUUUUACUGAUCUGGGUUUUGGUGGGUUUCCUUUAACUUCUUCUUCUUCUGUCUCUAAUGGAGGAUUUCACUUUUCCGGUGACCGUACAACAAACCCUUUUAUCAACUUUCGAAAGCUUGAUACGACGGCGUUAAUGGCGGAUGGUGGUGAUAUGGGUUUGUGUCAAAAUCUCUCUAAAAUGAGUAUCACCGAUGAAAGAAGCAGUUUUUUCAACCACUCUGGUUUUUCCGGCUAUGGAUGUUCUAGGUUUGACCAAGCUCGUGAGAGCUUUCAUGGCGAAGCCUCUGGUUUCGUUGGUUAUGGUGAUGUUCAUAGAUUCGAACAGGAUCUGAGAGUGAGAGGUCGGCGUGAAGGUUUUGCACAGAGCUUUCAUGGUGGAUCUUCUAUGAGUGGUUAUGUUGGUGAUGGUGAUUAUCAUAGACUCAGAUUGCUUGCCUCACAAGAAGCUUAUAACCCUAACCCUAGCUUUAACCAACACAGAGGUUUUACAGAGAACAACAUGUCUCUUCACAACAGAGAUUACAUGUUGGAGUUGGAGCAUUUCAAUCGACAAAUCCGACGAGACUUUUCUCUAAUUCCACAGAUAUCUCGACUAGCUUUUCAUGAAGAAAGGAUCUUUCCACCAUUUUCAGCCAUGGGAGGUUCUAGAGAGCUUGAAGGUUCUACUAAGACGUGUUUCAAGGAAGAUUCACUGGAUUUGCCUCUAGAUCUUGCUUCCAUGGUUGAUAUCUAUGGUUCUGUGUACCUAAUGGCAAAGGAUCAAUUGGGUUGUCGAUUCUUACAGAAGUUUGUGGAAGAAGGAAGAUUUGUUGAUGUAAUGAUUGUAUUCAAGGAAGUCAUUAAUCAUGUCGUUGAGCUUGGAAUUGAUCCGUUUGGUAACUAUUUUAUCCAGAAGCUUCUUGAAGUCUGCAAUGAAGAACAAAGAACUCAGAUUCUCAUUAGGUUGACUUCAAAACCUGGACUUCUUGUCAAAAUCUCCAUCAACAAUUAUGGGACACGAGUGGUGCAGAAGUUGAUUGAGACUGUGACUACAAAGGAGCAAAUCAGUCUGGUUAAGUCAGCUCUUGUACCGGGAUUUCUCUCUUUGGUUAGAGAAUUAAAUGGAAACCAUGUGAUACUAAAUUGCUUGAAAUUCUUUAGUCCUAAUGAUAACAAGUUCAUUUUAGAGGCUGCUAUUAAAUUCUGUACAGAGAUUGCGACUCAUCGCCAUGGAUGUUGUGUGCUUCAACGCUGCGUUUCAUACUCGGUUGGGGAGCAACAUGAGAAGCUUGUUGGUGAAAUAUCCAGAAACUCUCUUCUCCUUGCUCAAGACCCUUACGGGAACUAUGUGGUGCAAUACAUAAUAGAGAAGAAGGUGGGAGGAGUGAAUGUAAUGUUCGAGCUACGAGGGAAUUACGUGAAAUUGGCUACACAGAAGUUUGGUAGCCAUGUGGUGGAGAAAUGCAUCAGAUUUUAUCCCGAGAGCAGAUCUCAAAUCGUGCACGAGCUCGUCUCUGUUCCAAACUUCGAACAGCUUGUUCAAGACCCUUACGCUAACUACGUUAUCCAAUCUGCUCUAUCCAAAACCAAGGGCUUUGUCCGAGCGAGCUUGGUGGAGAAGGUACGAAGAUGUGAAAACGUCAAGAUGAGUCCAUAUUGCAAGAGGAUAUUCUCCAAGAACUUCUGGAAGAAGUGAGUUUUAGAUGUAACCCCUCACGCAAGAAAAUUGUUGUUGUUUUGCUUUAAGCAGAGAUUUGACUUACUCUUUGAUCCUUUACUAGAAGAAGAGGUCUUUUGUUGUCUCUCUCUAUCUAUGAACCUUACAAGAAGAAGAGAGCCCUUUUGUUGUCUCUGUCUUUUGUUUGGUGUUUUCUUGAUGUUGUUUGUUUUGUAGUCUUGAAACUGACCAAAUGAGUCAUGUGAUUUUUAGUAGUAAACUUGUUCUGCUUCU
Arabidopsis arenosa is the source of this 2077-nucleotide messenger RNA. The record is from the annotation of a GenBank genome assembly. NCBI's taxonomy places the organism in Eukaryota, Viridiplantae, Streptophyta, Magnoliopsida, Brassicales, Brassicaceae.